Molecule: messenger RNA, 2037 nt
Organism: Sabethes cyaneus
Lineage: Eukaryota; Metazoa; Arthropoda; Insecta; Diptera; Culicidae
Exons: 4
Coding region: 1-2037 (678 amino acids)
Molecular function (GO): catalytic activity
Source: RefSeq, a predicted model, not a curated record
AUGGAAUUAUGGACGCCCCCGACCCCCCCGCCGCAGUCGAGCCCUUCCAGCCAGCGACCAGCAGUCGUCCCGGUCCUGCUGGUGGGUGCAGGGAACGGGGCUUCCAGAAUCGCCUUCCAGAACGUUGGUGGUAUGAACACGAGUGUUCCUGACUACCUGCUAGCAUGCGCCGACAGCCCGUACGAGAUAAUUGUGCUGACCGAAACCUGGCUUGACAACCGUACGUGCUCUCGGCAGAUAUUUGGGCCGAACUACGAAGUCUUUCGCUGUGAUCGAAGUGUGCUCAACAGCCGCAAAGCUACGGGAGGCGGAGUCUUGAUUGCGGUCCACCGCCAGUUGCAGACCUUCGUCAUCGAAAACGUCGAAUGGUUACCGGUCGAGCAAGAAUGGGUAAAUAUCAAACUUUCUGACCGUAGACUAUUCUUGUGUGCUAUCUACGUACCUCCUGACCGCAUCCGAGACCCGGUUAUUCUGAAUGCACAUAUUAAUUCAGUAUACCAAAUAGCAUCGAUGGCAUCUGCGUCGGAUGACAUUAUUAUUCUGGGCGAUUUCAAUCUACCAAGCAUUAAGUGGCGUGAACGCGGCAACGGGUACCUGUACGCUGACAUGGGUUCGUCAACUCUAUCGCCUAUCAAUAUUGAAUUGCUCGAUUGCUAUAGUACUGCAACCGUUCAACAAGUAAACGAUAUACCCAACGAAAAUGGGCGCCUCCUCGAUCUAUGCUUCGCCAGUGUUCGUAGUCAGGCCCCGGAAGUGACGAUGGCGCCUACCCCGCUUGUCAAGCAUGUUCUGCAUCAUCCAGGUCUGCUAAUUACUACAAGCCAACAAAUUAUCCGUGACAUAAAUAUUGCGCCUCCGGCCGUCUUCUACGACUACGCCCAUGCUGAUUUUGGGGAUAUUCUAAAUGUUUUAGGCAGCAUCAACUGGAGCACAGUUUUAGAUAAUGACGAUAUAAACACUGCUGCCACAACCUUCUCCAAUAUCCUGAACUACGUUAUCGAUCGUCACGUUCCCAAAAGAACUGCUCCCGCUCAGUACCAGAUACCCUGGCUAAACACUAUGUUGCGACGUCUCAAAUCCGAAAGGAAAGCGGCUCUAAAGAAAUUUACGAGGCACAGGACCCUAGCCCUCCGCAACCACUACCUGUCGAUUAAUAUAAGAUACAAACGCCUGAGUCGUUCCUGCUUUCGAAACUACCUGAGAAAUGUCGAGCGAAGAUUGAAGCGUAACCCCAAAUCCUUUUGGAAAUAUGUCAACGAGCAACGGAAAGAUGACGGUCUACCCUCGGUUAUGUUCCUGGGUGAUAAAACGGCAAGCAACUCUCAGCAAAUUUCUGAACUGUUCUCGAUGAAAUUCUCCAGUGUAUUUACUGAUGCAAGUUUGACGAUUGCAGAGAUAUCCACAGCGACCGAGUGUGUUCCUUUCCUGGGUCAUUCAUUGAACAACCUCACCAUCGACGAAGUGAUGGUUACAUCGGCCGCCGCGAAGUUGAAACUUUCUCGUGCCGUUGGACCGGACGGUAUACCACCUGUGUUCCUGAAAAAAUGCAUCCACGCUAUCGCUGCUCCAAUGAGUCAUCUUUUCAGCUUAUCCGUUAACUCAGGUGUCUUUCCCUCAGCAUGGAAAUCGGCCUACAUGUUCCCUAUGAUGAUCGCCCAGCUGAUAGUUGAGACGAGCUGGAAGCGUUCGAAAGAUCAGGAGGAGUCGCGUUCAGUGGGUUCAAGGAAUCCCUUAAUACUGUGGGCAUUGGACAGCUGGCACUCCACGCUGAGUGAGCGAUGUCAACAUGUCGCAUCGCAGAACAUUUGGUACUUUCGGGAAGGCGAUUUUCGGGGAAUUGGAACAUUCUGGAAAAUAGUUUUCGAGGAACUGCGACAUUUAGAAAAGUAUGUUUCGGAGAAUUGGUACAUUCCGGAAAAGAUCUUUCGGGGAAAUCAUACAUUCGGGAAAAUGGAGGAACUGUUACAUUCAGGGAAAUAUUUUUCGGGGAAUUGGUACAUUCGAGCUAAUAUCUCUCGGGAAAAUGAUCUUCGGUGA